AUGAUACAUAAUCCAUUCGAUUACUUCCAAAAUUUUUAUUUUCAAACUAAUUUAUUACUAAGAAGCAUUAAGAUCUACAAAAGAAUUUUAGUAGAAAUCACAAUAAUAGAAAUAGACUUCUAUUAAGAUCAAGAUGAAAGCUUGAAAUAAAAUUAUUAAGGAGGUAAAAUGAGCUGUUAGUAUGAAGUAUAUGUGGCAAAGAAUUGCACAACGACAUAAUCUUAUCUAAUCACCCUUAUUGAUGGAACUGGCUCUAUGUCUGGUGAAUAUGAAGCCGUUGUAGAUGCUCAUAAUGCUACUUUUUCCUGUCUAGGAUCAUAGCAGAUGAAAUAUUAAUGGGAAUGA
Paramecium tetraurelia is the source of this 345-nucleotide messenger RNA. RefSeq lists its product as uncharacterized. Lineage: Eukaryota; Ciliophora; Oligohymenophorea; Peniculida; Parameciidae. The transcript has a single exon. The record is from RefSeq and is a predicted model, not a curated record.